AUGGUCGUCCCAGCUAUAAGAGUCGCUCCGUCGGCGGCAACUAGGGCGUUGAACCUGCUCCGGACCGUCCAGUACACCCACCCUCCCAGCUGUCCAUGCCACUCGAACCCGUCGCAUCACCAUCACCACCAGCCGAGCCAGAUCUCUGCGGUGGCCAAACAUGUACGCAACUUUGCUUCACCAAUUGACGCCUCGCAGCAAAAGGAGUACGCCUUCGAAGUGGCUGCCUCUAGUAUACGGUUUGGCCCUGGAGCCACGAGAGAAGUUGGGAUGGACUUCAAGAACCUGGGUGCAAAGAGAGUGUGCGUCGUCACGGAUAAGAAUGUGGCCAAGCUGAAUGCCAUGAAGCAGGCUGUCGAGGGCCUCAGCAAGGAGGGAAUCGAAUUCACCGUCUACGAUCAAGUCAGAGUCGAACCGAAGGAUUACUCGAUUAAAGAUGCGAUUGCGUUUGCUAAGCCGUAUAAUCCGGAUGCAUUUCUUGCUGUUGGCGGGGGAUCGGUCAUCGAUACCUGUAAACUGAUGAACCUUUACUGCGUCUAUCCGGAGGCUGGCUUCCUUGACUUUGUCAAUGCGCCACUGGGCAAAGGCUUGCCUAUCGCCAGAACUCUCAGGCCGCUCAUCGCCAUCCCAACCACCGCGGGCACUGGAGCAGAAACCACUGGGACGGCGAUUUUCGAUCUGACCGACAAGAAGGCCAAAACCGGAGUAGCACACCGGAACAUGAAGCCGACGCUGGGCAUCUGUGACCCUCUCAACACUCGAACUAUGCCGCCGGCUGUCCAUGCUUCCUCCGGGCUGGAUGUGCUCUGCCACUCGCUCGAAUCCUGGACGGCGAUUCCCUACAACGAGCGCACUCCCAGGCCUACCAACCCCAUAAACCGGCCUGCGUAUCAGGGUGCCAACCCAAUCUCAGACAUAUUCUCCCUCCAGUCCCUCCGGAGCACGGUCAAGUAUCUCCCACGCGCUGUAAGGGACCCAGAAGACCACGAAGCCCAGAGUCAGAUGCUCCUUGCCGCUACUCUGGCUGGUGUAGGCUUUGGCAACGCCGGCGUUCACCUAUGUCACGGCAUGAGUUACCCUGUAUCAGGCCAGAACCCAGGCUACAAGCACAAGGGUUACGAAGUAGACCACGACAUAAUUCCUCACGGAGUAUCCGUCGCCGUCACUGCUCCAGCCGUCUUCCGCUUCACGGCCGCCAGCAACCCAGACCGUCACCUGGCGGCCGCAGAGGUCUUCGGAGUAGAUAUAUCCAACGUCAAGCGAGAGAGCGCCGGAGAGGUCUUGAGUGAAGCCAUUGCCGAGUUUCUAAUCGGUUUGGGUGACCAGCCAAGGGGUCUGAAGGCUCUAGGAUUCGAUAACUCGCAUCUCGACAUGUUGAUUGAAGGCACCAUUCCACAGCAGAGAGUGCUCAACUUGGCUCCCAAUCUUAGCAAAGAGCUCGGGCAGGAACGAGAGCAGUUACGGAAAUUGUUUGAAUUGUCCAUGGAGUACUAG
Molecule: messenger RNA, 1494 nt
Organism: Microsporum canis CBS 113480
Lineage: Eukaryota; Fungi; Ascomycota; Eurotiomycetes; Onygenales; Arthrodermataceae
Product: NAD-dependent methanol dehydrogenase
Exons: 3
Coding region: 1-1494 (497 amino acids)
Cellular component (GO): mitochondrion
Molecular function (GO): metal ion binding; alcohol dehydrogenase (NAD+) activity
Source: RefSeq, a predicted model, not a curated record